AUUUAUUUCUCCAAUUUGAACAUUCUUGAAUCUAGCGUGUAGAGAAUGAUUAAUAUACACCGAUUCGUGCAGAACCGCUUCCUUCGUACUCGACAUGCGCACCCAUUUGGAAUUGUUCUAGACAUUGAUGGUGUCUUGUUUCGCGGUCGUAACAUGUUGCCACGUGUCAAAGAAGCAUUCAGCCUGAUUACUGAUAAAAAGGGAAACUUUGUAGUUCCAACGGUGUUCCUGACAAAUGGCACGAAUAGCACGGAGAAAAACAAAGCGGCUCAGCUCAGUGAGCAACUUGGUUUUCGAGUUCCCGCUGAUAAUGUUCUCAUGUCACACAGUCCAUUGAGAAUGUUCACUGAUCUUCAUGAUAAACAAGUUCUCGUUGUUGGACAGAAAAAUGCUAGAGCUAUUGCAAAAGGAGUCGGAUUCAAAAAGGUUACAACAAUUGAUCAUCUCGUGAAAUGGUUCCCUCAUCUCGAUUGUACAGACUUUUCAAGAAAGCUCGUGGAUCCAAAAGAGACGGAAGCAGCGAGAAAAAGGUUCAGACCAAUUGAAGCUAUUGUGAUGCUCGGAGAGCCGUUGAAAUGGGAAACAUCGUUGCAGUUGAUGCUUGAUUGUGUGCUCACUUAUGGAAAAAUGGACACGAUGGUAUUCCCUCUGAUCGCCGGAGGUCGUCGUCCCGAUCACAUUCCGAUUGUCGCGUGCAACGUGGAUCUUGUUUGGAUGGCUGACGUGGCAUCACAACUUCCACGUAUCGGGCAUGGAACAUUCAUUCAUAUUCUGGAUUCAUUGUAUGAAAAGUUGACAGGACAACAUUUACAGUUUAGGGCAACACUUGGAAAGCCGACUGAGGUCAGUUAUCUCCAUGCAGCUCAUCGUAUUCAACGUCAAGCCAAAGCCAUGAAGCUUGAGGACGUUAAAUACGUCUAUGUUAUUGGUGAUAAUCCAAUGUCCGAUGUUCUUGGUGCUCGACUUUUCGAUCGAUAUUUGCGUCACGGAGGUGUUGGAAGAUUCGAUCAUUUGGACUUGGAAGCUUUCGAUGUGAAUGAUGGGGAAAAGCCCAGAGUUCGGACUAGAAAUGUUGUGGAGAGAUGUAUCUCGAUUCUUGUGGAGACUGGUGUCCAUCAGGACCAUGUGCACAUUAAUGGAAUGGUCAAGCCAAUUUCUGCACUGAUUGAUAAUCUGUCGAAAGGAGAACAAUUGAAGUUGCAGCUGCCCGAUUUUGUGGAGUACGAUCUGCACGCCGCAAUCAGAACUAUUUUGAGAAGAGAAUGUUAUCGUUAAGAAUCAUUAUACUCUGUAUUCAUCGUAAAUUACCUAAUAUGAAGCGUGUGAGAAAUCGGGGAAA
Molecule: messenger RNA, 1339 nt
Organism: Caenorhabditis elegans
Lineage: Eukaryota; Metazoa; Nematoda; Chromadorea; Rhabditida; Rhabditidae
Gene: H32C10.1
Product: Cat eye syndrome critical region protein 5
Exons: 8
Coding region: 46-1275 (409 amino acids)
Source: RefSeq, marked reviewed